Effrenium voratum is the source of this 2394-nucleotide messenger RNA. The record is from the annotation of a GenBank genome assembly. NCBI's taxonomy places the organism in Eukaryota, Dinophyceae, Suessiales, Symbiodiniaceae.
AUGGAGGCCCUUGAUAUUGACAAUCGAAGCAUUGCACAGGAGUACAUGCUCGCCUUGUCCAUCAUCGCCAUGCUGCUGGACUCGGGGCUUUUGGCGUGGACGCCCAGCCAUGGCAGCUGCGAAGCUGCGGUCCAGAAGUCCAUCAUGAGCAAGCUCAGGAAUCCCUCCGACAUCAACGACUUCAACUUCCAGCUCACGAUCUUGAACAUGCUGCUGGAUAGGAUUGCCCGCUGGCCCCAGAUGUGCAUUGAGCUGGCAAGGAUGGACGUCCUUGCCAGGCAGUUGCCCCCACUGGGAGCUUAUGUGACCUAUGCCAAGCAGGUGGUUGCGGCCAUUCCAGAGGAGCUGAGGUCGCUUCCCAGUCUCACCCGCACCGAGUUGGAGCGGUUCCACCAGAAGCUGCCGACCAUGCCCCGCCAGGAGACCGUGCGAGUCUGGGACCAGAAGCAGCGGGACUUCCGACCAGGCACCCUGGCACCCUACCUGCAAGGCGGCCAAGAGGAGCGAAGAGAGGUGCCACCCGGACCGCCACCAGCGAAGGCCCAGCCCCCGGGCAUGAUGGCGCCCCCGCAGAACCCCCCGCCGCCGCCCCCCACGCGGCAACCCCCGAAGGCUGCGGCGCCGCAGGGGCCAGGCCCGCGGCCACAGACGGUGGAUCAGCUGCUCAGCGAGCCGGAGGUGCCCCUCUCCAUCCCGCCCCAGGCGGUCCAGGACAGCGUGGCGGCCAUCUUCAAUGGCCUUUCCACGGAUAAUCUGCUGGACAAAGUCGAGCAGCUUCAGCGGGUGGUGACACCUGAGCACUACCGCUGGCUAUGCUAUUACACGGUGAGCCGCCGAGCCACACGAGAGGCGAACUUCCAUGGGAACUACAUCGCCCUCUUCAACGCCUGCAAAGAGCGCAAGGUCCUCUUCGGACAGGAAGAUCGCGGAACGCGACUCGCGGAAAUGGCGGCCACCAAGGAGGAAGAUGUCCAGAUGAUGCUGGUGUGCAAGACCCACCUGGGCACCCGCAACGUGGACUACCGCAUGAAGCGCUACAUCUUCCGGCGCACGGUGGAGGGCAUUCACAUCAUCCACCUGGGCAAAACCUGGGAGAAGUUGAUGGUGGCGGCGCGCAUGAUUGUGGCGAUCGAGAACCCCUCGGACAUCAUCGUUGCAUCCCAGCGUCCCUAUGGAUCCCGGGCCGUGCUGAAGUUCUCGCAGUACACCGGGGCCAACCCCUUGGCUGGGCGAUGGACUCCGGGCACCCUCACCAACCAGAUCACGCAGAAGUACCUGGAGCCUCGCUUGCUGAUUGUCACGGACCCCCGAACAGAUUCCCAGGCCAUCAAAGAGGCCUCCUACGCGAGCAUCCCAGUCAUCGCGCUCUGCGACACCGACUCUCCGCUGGAGAAUGUGGAUGUCACCUACUUAGAGCCCUCGGUGCUUGAGGAGCCGGUGACGGUGCUCAGCAUCAAGCGCCGCCUCGCGAAGCAGCUGGGCUGCUCCAUCUUCGGCCUGCGCCUGCUGCACGAGGACAAGGUGUUGUCUGCCUACACCACCUGGGAGUCUUUAGGCUUCCCUACCCAACUCUCUGCGGUGCAGUGCCCCUAUGCCGGCGCCGACUCCUUGGACCAGCAGUUGAUCUCCGCAGUCACCAAGGAGAACGCCGGUGAGGUUGAGAGGAUCCUAUCACAAGGGCAGCGCCCGAACUGCGCGCUGCGGGGCACGCCGCUGCUGUGCAUCGCAGCGCGGCAGGGGCAGAUGGAGGUGGCCCGGUUCUUGGUGGAGGCCGCAGCAGACGUGAACCUCGGGGAUUGCAUGGACGAGACGCCCUUGAUGCGGGCAGCUCGUGCCGGGCAUUUGGACAUGGUGAAUUUCUUGCUCGAUGAGAAGGCGGAGAUCAAUCAAUGCGACUGCCAGGACGCCAACGCGUUGAUUUGGGCGGCCCGCGAAGGCCGGGAGCACGUGACCAAGCGCCUGAUCCUGGUGAAGGCUGACAUCCGGAAGGAGACCAAGCAGAAGGCCACGGCGCUGGUGUCUGCCGCUGGGGCUGGGCAUUGCGCGGUGCUGCGAUGCUUGCUGGACGCCAAGGCGGAGGCGAAUCAGAGGUGCUACCACGGAGCUUCUGCCUUGAUGUGGACGGCCGAAGAGGGCCAACUGGAGGCAGCGCAGUUCCUGCUGCAGGCAAGGGCCGAUGUGGACCAGGAGGACGAGCAGAGCUCCAGCGCGCUGCACUGGGCAGCGGAGGCGGGCCACGAGGCGGUGGUCGAGCUGCUGCUGGCCGCACGCGCGUCCAUGGAGAAGCGGAACAAGUUCGGGGCCACCGCCCUGAAGCUGGCGCGGGACAGCGGGCAGCUUGUCAUGCAACCGAACCGUCCCUGGGGCAAACGCCCUGAACCAUUUGGACUCUGA